AUAGUUAUUAGUACGUUCUUCGAAACUACUCUACUAACAAGCUAUAUAAGAUCCUCACCGUUCAAUUAAUCCAAAUAAUACCACGUGAUUAAAUAAAGACAGUCGAUUUCAUCAAGAUAAACCUUAUAUAUAUAGACAAUACACAGAACAGAGCAUCGUUACUUGUGCCAUAAUCUCCAAACAUUUUCUCGAGUUAUUAAUUGUCUCGAGAAUGUUUGUUGAAUCAGUGAUUAGAUUCUCUCAUUUCAUCGUCGAAUUUGUCAUUAUCGCCUCCAUCGUCGUCUUCACUCUCCGUCUCUUCUUUAGAUUCGCUUGUUUCCUCGCCAGCCGUCCUUGGCGUCGUUACCGUACAUUCACGGUCCAUCAUCGCCGGAGAUGGAGAAAAACCACGGCGGAGGAAAAACAUUCGUCACCGUAUUGUACGAUAUGUCUCGAAGAUGCGGCGGAAGGAGAGAAGAUGAGGCGGAUAACGACGUGCAAUCACUGUUUCCACGCCGAUUGCAUCGAUCCGUGGCUAGAGAAGAAGUCCACGUGUCCUUUGUGUAGAGCUGAGAUACCGCCGGUGCCGCCGGGAAAUCCUCUGGUGGCGCUUUUUGUUCCUCCCGGCGUGAUUGAGAUGUUCACUAAAGGAAUUAUCUCCGACGCGUAGGACACACACAUUUAAUUAUAACUAAUUAAUUAAGACUAAGAAACGAGUUUAUUAAUUUCUUAGAAUUUAUGUCCAUUUUUUUAAUCUUGUAACAGUAAUCAAUGUAUUUAUUCUUUUUUUUGUCAAACUAAUCAACGUAUUCAUUCAUUUCA
Molecule: messenger RNA, 801 nt
Organism: Arabidopsis lyrata subsp. lyrata
Lineage: Eukaryota; Viridiplantae; Streptophyta; Magnoliopsida; Brassicales; Brassicaceae
Product: RING-H2 finger protein ATL14
Exons: 1
Coding region: 212-649 (145 amino acids)
Source: RefSeq, a predicted model, not a curated record